AUGUAUCUCCAUUUUGUUAUUAUAAUGUCAUGUUUAGGCGUUCUUGUUCUACCUACCUAUCUAUCUAUCUAUCUAUCUAUCUAUCUUAGCCUGUUCAUAUCUAUCUCAACCUGUUCAUUAUCUAUCUAUCUAUCUAUCUAUCUAUCUAUCUUUGUCUCUUCUUUAGCUAUCUAUCUAUCGAUCUCAUGUCUCUCUCUUUCUUUCUUUCUUUUUGAAAGUCUUAUUCUUCUCACGAACUUCUUUCUUUCUUUCCAGAAUCACAUAUAUACAGCCUUUCUUUCUUUCUUUCUUUCCAGAAUCAAAUACAUACAGCCUAAAAAACAAAAAGAAAAAACAAAUCAGAAUGAAGAGACCUUAAACACUUCUAUCUACCUUUCUUUCUUUCUUUCUUUCUUUCAUUCGUUUUCUUUCUUUCUUUCAGUCCUUUUCUUUCUUUUAGAAGUUAUUUUUGCCGAAUUUCUUUCUUUUCAAUACAAAUUAUUUGUUGAUCUAGUAAGUUUGAUCCUCAUUGGGGACUACACGAAACUGCCCCAGUGCCAAAGAUGUUUUCUUUCUUUCUUUUUUUUCUAG
This is a messenger RNA of Acanthosepion pharaonis, 570 nucleotides long. NCBI's taxonomy places the organism in Eukaryota, Metazoa, Mollusca, Cephalopoda, Sepiida, Sepiidae. The record is from the annotation of a GenBank genome assembly.